AUGGCUACGAGCUCUGGGUCUCUGGGUGGUGGCCGCCUCAGCCCUGAGGGGAUUCUGAGACAGAUCCAGAUCACCUUGCUGGAGUGUAAAGUCUGCUUCGAGAAGUUCAACACUCAGCAGAGGGAGCGCAGACCACAGAACCUUUCCUGUGGCCAUGUACUCUGUCUGGAAUGCAUCACGACUCUGUCCCACCCUCUACUGAGGAAGCUGGAGUGCCCGUUCUGUCGACAGCUGUGCAGUGUUGACAGCACCUCCCACUGCCAGGUUCUCAGUGACCUGCAGGAGCUGCUGUUUCCCCGGAGUCCUGUAUCCACUGCUCUUCCCCUCAUGGCAAAAGGAGGAUUCAGCUUGGCUGCUGAUAAGGCAUCCACAGCUCUGCGCCUCACCACAGCUUUUGGUGGAUGGGGGACUCUUAUCAACCCCACUGGGAUAGCUGCUUUGGGGUCUUCAAGGACAUUAGUGGUGGUGCAUGAUGGAGAGAAGAGGGUGGUGAUGUUCAGCCCACAGGGCAGGAAGCUGCACAGUUUUGGGCGAAGAGCACAAGCCAGUGGGGAGAUCCGGUACCCAGUGGAUGUGGCGGUGACUCCCUGUGGUUAUGUGGUGGUGACUGAUGCUGGGGAUAAAUCUGUGAAGGUUUUCACUUCGAGGGGUCACCAAGUGUUGAAGGUCAAGGAUUCCUUCGAGAUGCCCUGGGGUGUGGACACAGACAGCUGUGGGCACAUCCUGGUCUCAGACAUCCAGGCUGGCACGCUGUCCCAGGUAAAAGUGGACUAUAGUCGUGGUGUCAUUCUGGCCAUGCAUACAGCCAUUUCUGACCUCCGGCAUCCAAAGGCGGUGGCCUGUUGUCAAAUGACUGGGAACACAGCAGUGAUGGAGCAUCUGACUAAUGACAGACAUAUACCAGAGAGGCACAUGAGGCUGAAAGUGUUUACAAAAGACUUCCAGCUUCUUUAUCAGACAGACAGUUUCAGCCUGACCCUGCAGUACACAGUGAGGCUGAACAUGUCAGGUGUGGUGUUUGGCAAAGAUGGAGAUCUGAUUGUGAUUGACUCCAAUCAGGGGAUAAUUUGGAGUUUAGGGAAGCCUCAGAACGGCCCAUCCCUAACUCCUCUUGUGGGAGACCACCUUAUCCGCCCAGCUGGACUGGUGUCAGUGAACAACAUGCUCAUCGUUCUGGACAGUGGAGACCAUGCCGUGAAGAUUUAUUCUGCUAAAUCUGAUACUGGACCCAUGGCAUAG
Molecule: messenger RNA, 1239 nt
Organism: Monopterus albus (swamp eel)
Lineage: Eukaryota; Metazoa; Chordata; Actinopteri; Synbranchiformes; Synbranchidae
Product: E3 ubiquitin-protein ligase NHLRC1
Exons: 1
Coding region: 1-1239 (412 amino acids)
Biological process (GO): protein polyubiquitination; proteasome-mediated ubiquitin-dependent protein catabolic process
Molecular function (GO): protein binding; ubiquitin protein ligase activity
Source: RefSeq, a predicted model, not a curated record